Molecule: messenger RNA, 2410 nt
Organism: Astrephomene gubernaculifera
Lineage: Eukaryota; Viridiplantae; Chlorophyta; Chlorophyceae; Chlamydomonadales; Astrephomenaceae
Source: the annotation of a GenBank genome assembly
UUUUGCCACAUACAAAAUGGCUGUCCUCAGCAGCAAGCAGGUUCAGGUGCGCAGCGUGGCCUCGCGCCCUGCGCCGAUGGUGGUGGUCCCGUUGGCCGCCGCGCGUCAUGUCUCCCGCUCUCCUGUACCUGCUGCCGCGGCCCCAGCUCCGGUGUCUGCUGCGCGCGUCAGCCGUGGCAGCCGACGCACUACCGUUUGCGUGGCCGCGACUGCUGCUCAGAUGUUCAAGACUACCACCGAAGGCCUGCAGGUGCCCCAUGGUCCUGAGGCUAAGCUGGUGAAUCUUAUGGCACCACCUGAUCAGCAUGCUGCUCUGGUUGCGGGCUGCACCAAGCGCAUUGAGCUCAGCGACCGCAACGCCUGCGAUGUGGAGCUGCUCUGCGUGGGGGCUUUCUCGCCGCUGGAGGGCUUCAUGGAGAAGGAGGAAUACGACUCUGUCGUCGCCAACAUGCGUAUGACUAACGGCCUGCUGUUUGGUCUGCCCAUCAUUUUGGACACGGACAGCGAGGACGUUGCCCCUGGCGACAACGUGGUGCUGUCCUACCAGGGCCAGGACCUGGCCGUCAUGACCGUCACCUCCAAGUGGGUUCCCAACAAGCCGCUUGAGUGCCUGAAGUGCUACGGCACCUCUUCUCUGGAGCAUCCCGCAGUGCAGAUGGUCGCCAUGGAGCGCGGCAAGUACUACCUGGGCGGCCCCAUCAAGGGCCUGACCCUGCCCACGCGCGUCUUCCCUUGCGCCACUCCCGCUGAGGUCCGCUCCACGCUGCCCACCAACCAAGAUGUCCUCGCAUUCCAGUGCCGCAACCCCAUCCACAAGGCGCACUACGAGCUGUUCAUCCGCGCACUUGACGCGCCCAACGUUCGCAACGGCGCCGUGUGCCUAGUGCACCCAACCUGCGGCCCAACCCAGGACGACGACAUCCCAGGCGUCGUGCGCUUCCGCACCUACGAGGUCCUCAAGGAGGAGACCGCCAACCCCCGGCUGCGUUGGGCCUACCUGCCGUACAGCAUGCACAUGGCUGGCCCGCGUGAGGCCAUCCAGCACAUGAUCAUCCGCAAGAACUACGGCUGCACGCACUUCAUCAUCGGCCGUGACAUGGCCGGCUGCAAGUCCUCGUUGUCGGGCAAGGACUUUUACGGCGCGUACGAUGCGCAGGAGCUGGCCAACCAGCACGCCACCGAGCUCAACAUGCAGACCGUGCCCUCGCUCAACAUUGCAUACACGGAGGAGCGGGGCUACGUGACUGCUGACGUGGCCAAGGCGGAGAACCUGCAUGUGCUGAACCUGUCGGGCACCAAGUUCCGGCAAAUGCUGCGUGCGGGCGGGGACAUCCCCGAGUGGUUCGCCUUCAAGUCGGUGGUGGCGGUGCUGCGCGAGCAGAUCCUCAGCGAGUCCAACUAAGCGGCCGUCGUGCCGUUCUCUUUGUCCUCGUCCUUGAGGCCUUGCUCGGAGCCGGCGCCAUGCAUGGGGCUUGGGUGCUUGGAGACCUCGUACCAUUGUGCAUUGCGGCUGCGCGCCUGCGGAAUGGGGCCGUAGCUACUGAGCAGGCUGGCUGCACGGCUUGGUGCUCGUUGUAGCACGCAUGAGUCUGUGAGGUUACGGGCUGGCUGGGGUGUGUGGGCAGCUCGUGCUCUUUGCCCCGUGUGGUCAGCAAGGAGCCGAACGCGUGUAAAUAUGUGGAUGUCGGCAGGUUUUCAGAAGGAAUUGGUUGCUUUCCUCAAAGCAGAGGCAGGUGUGUUUGCUUUCUUGAUAGCCUGGUCGUGGCAACCUUUGCUUGUCAGGCGUGUCGCUGAAUUGGCCCAUGCGGCGCCCGAAAUGCAUAGGGCAGUCGCAAUUUUCCCAGCAGCGGCAGCCGGCGGACCCGUUGACUGUUCAUCUUACCACGUCCUUGGCUUUUGGUGGCGUCAACUCCGUUUCGUGGCAUUUUGUUUCUUAUUUUGGACAGCAGUGGAAAUGCUUGUGCCGCAUAGCGCACGCCGCCUGACGACCCUCGCUAGCGCGUGUGAAUGUGUCUCGACGUGAACAGCAGCAGCUAGCGUCCGUGUGCACGGCCAAAGGUCGUGUGUUUGGGAGGUUAGAAUGUUGGACCAAAUGCGUUUGUUUGGUUGCUUGGUUUGAUCAUGGCCAACCUCCAAAUGGUGCAGGGUGCAUGCGCGCGUGUGAACCCGCAGGUCUGUGCGGCCUGUGACGGCAGAAACGCUGUACCGUACAUUGCAUAUGGGGCACAUGGGGGUUACGGCACCUAGCGACAUGUACAUGGCGUGUUGGCGAGGUACGUGCUUCCAAUGCCGCCUCGCUCUGCCGCGCAGUCGCUUCUCUAUGGUCCUGUAAGGACGGAAUCGAUGGGUUGCAAGGCUGUAGCCUGUUAAAGGCAUUACCAGGAUUUGGUGAACAGUGUGGCUUGUGUUU